AUGAGUUCGUACCUGCCCUUACGUCAUACAGGGACUCACGGGGUGCCUCCGGCGCCCCGAGGCGCUGUUGGAGGCGAAGACGGCGUCAUGCAUGGCAUGGGUGGCGUCAUGGACGGCGGUGGAUACAUGGAACACUUUCUGAAUAUACCAGAGAUAUGUCCCACGGGCAGUUACAGAAAUCCUAGGUACUAUAUGGGCACUUAUAAUGCGGAAGCUUGUCGAAUGGAAGCCCUUCAACAACAGCAUCGCAAUCACCACGACUUAAGAAUGGGAUUACAGGGCGCCAGACCCUCUUUCUACCCAAAUAUGAACAUGGGGAUGCGGUUUGCAGACAGCAUGGACACCCAAGUGGGUGCGAACUGUAUCCCCCCUCAAAAUAGGGCGGAGACGCUGUCUCCCUGCACCAAAGCAGUUGGAGUGGCGUCUGAUGUGGAGCCGCCAUCUUUUUACCCUUGGAUGUCUAUAAAUUGUCGAAAAAGACUUGAAAGUAAAGGGGCUCUUCGAGUGGGUUCCGCGGUCACAUUUGGACGGAGGAAGGGAGGAAAAGGGCCAGGAGGGGCGGAAAGGGGGGGGGGGGCCUGGGAGAACAUACCCAUGUCUCCCAAUAAACAACACUAG
Molecule: messenger RNA, 618 nt
Organism: Candidula unifasciata
Lineage: Eukaryota; Metazoa; Mollusca; Gastropoda; Stylommatophora; Geomitridae
Source: the annotation of a GenBank genome assembly